This is a messenger RNA of Trichogramma pretiosum, 1257 nucleotides long. RefSeq names its product zinc finger protein 888-like. Lineage: Eukaryota; Metazoa; Arthropoda; Insecta; Hymenoptera; Trichogrammatidae. Gene Ontology annotation, cellular component: nucleus. Gene Ontology annotation, molecular function: RNA polymerase II transcription regulatory region sequence-specific DNA binding; DNA-binding transcription factor activity, RNA polymerase II-specific. Gene Ontology annotation, biological process: regulation of transcription by RNA polymerase II. The annotation marks the transcript as partial. The transcript has 2 exons. The record is from RefSeq and is a predicted model, not a curated record.
UCGAUUUCUGACGUGAGCAAGUCAUGUUUACAAAUUUAUAAAUUCGAGGUGUACAUCGUCAUUGCCUACUUUAAUUUUAUUUUCUAUCAGUGAUUGCACACGAUCAAGUGUUCGAUGGAAAGUUGAGAGAAAACAUUGAGGUUAAAAGACAUGGAUAUAACAUGGGGCAGCAUGCAUUUGCCAUUCAAAUGUGAGAUUUGUCAUGAAUCAUUUGAACUGGAAACGGUGCUCGAUCACCACAACGACUCAAUACAUAAUCAAAGAACAACUUUUGAAUGUGAGAUUUGUCACAAAUCAUUUGUACUGGAAAGUGAGCUUGAACGUCACCAGGACACAGAACAUAAUCAAAGCCAACUCCUUAAAUAUGAGAUUUUGAAUGGUUUUUUGGACCUGGAAAAUGAGCUCGAACAUCACUACGACUCAGUACAUAAUCAAAAACCCUAUGAAUCUAAGAUUUUAGAUGAUAUAUUGGACCUAGAGAGUGACCUCGAACGUCGCAAGGACACUGUUCAUAAUCAAAGCAAACCCUGUGAAAGUGAGAUUUAUCCUGAUGCGUUUGGACACGAAAGUGACCUCAAGGAUCACAAUAACUCAGAAUAUAAUCAAAGCCAACCCUUCGAAUGUGAGAUUUUUCCUGAUUCAUUUGGACAGCAAAGUGACCUCGAGAGUCACAAGGACACAGACCAUAAUCAUAGCCAACCCUUUGAAUGUGAGACUUUUUCUGAUUCAUUUGGACAGCAAAGUGACCUCGAGAGUCACAAGGACACAGACCAUAAUCAUAGCCAACCCUUUGAAUGUGAGACUUUUUCUGAUUCAUUUGGACAGCAAAGUGACCUCGAGAGUCACAAGGACACAGACCAUAAUCAUAGCCAACCCUUUGAAUGUGAGACUUUUUCUGAUUCAUUUGGACAGGAAAGUGACCUCGGGGGUCAAGAAGACACAAAAACCUUUGAAUGUAAUAUUUGUCAUCGAUCAUUUGAACUGCAAAGUGACCUCAAGAGUCACAAGGACACAAACCAUAAUGAGGAAAAACCCUUCGGAUGUGAUAUUUGUCAUAAGUCAUAUGGCCGCAAGGAUCGUCUCAAGGAUCACAUAACAACGGUGCAUUAUCGAAGCAAACUCUACGAAUGUUACAUUUGUCAAAAAACAUUUUCAUCCAAGGCUUACGUCGAUAUUCACAUUGAUUCAGUACAUAAUGGUAACAAACCACACAAGUGUGAAAUUUGUCACAAAUCAUUUGGAUACAAGAAUGUACUU